Emiliania huxleyi CCMP1516 is the source of this 921-nucleotide messenger RNA. RefSeq lists its product as hypothetical. The coding region runs from base 1 to 921 and encodes 306 amino acids. Gene Ontology annotation, cellular component: cytoplasm. The record is from RefSeq and is a predicted model, not a curated record. Lineage: Eukaryota; Haptophyta; Isochrysidales; Noelaerhabdaceae. The transcript has 6 exons.
AUGGCCAGCGAAUCGUCGUCGGUGCCGGUCUCCAUCCUGACUGGCUUCCUCGGCGCUGGCAAAACGACGCUGCUGCGCCACCUCCUCACGGAGAAGCACGGGCUACGCAUCGCCGUCAUCCAAAACGAGCUCUCGGCGACGUCUGGUCUCGAGGCGUCGACAAUGCAGGGUCCCGGCGGCGAGACGUUUGACCGGUGGAUGGAGCUGGCCAACGGGUGCGUCUGCUGCGAGGUGCGCGACGAGCUGCCCUUUGCGCUCGAGCGGCUGAUGGAGGCCACGAACACAUUAGAUGGGAGAUAUGUCCGGCCGACUGUAGGCAUGGCGGACCCCGGCCCCGUCGCGGCGUCGCUAUGGCUGGACGACGCGCUCGAGUCCCCUCUCGAGCUCGACGGAGUCAUCACGCUUGUCGACGCAGCUGUCCACGCCCACCGCCAGCUACACACCGUCGAGUGCUCUCGGCAGAUCGCCUCGGCAGACACACUCCUUCCCCUGCAGGCGGGCGUCGACCUCGACCGGCUCUGCGCGCGGCUGCGGGCGAUCAACGCGGUCGCGCCGCAGCUGCGCGCGUCGCACUCGCAGCUGCCCGUCGCUUCGAUCCUCAACCGCAGAGCCUACGCGCGCGAAGGGCCUCCGCCGCUAGACGCCGAGGACGCACCCGCGUAUUCCGACCAGCGCUCGAGAGGACACGUGUACCGCGCAAAGGGGGAGUUGGCGGUGGCGGACGAGGAGGUGGGGGGCGUGGUCGCGAGAUACACGCUGCAGGCCGUGCAUGAGACCUGGGAGCUGGAGCGCGGCCGGCCUUGGGGUGAGGAGGAGGUGGCCGAGAGCCGACUCGUCUUCAUCGGCCGCAACCUCGACGAGGCGACCUUGCGCGCAAUGCUGCUGGCGUGUGUGGCGUGCGAGACCGAGAGGCGGUCGUGA